CUCUCUCUCUGUAGGUGUGCCGUCGGAUACUUACUUUGUCAACUAAUAAAAGUGCUUAGAGUGUGUUUCGAUUGUUGCUGUUUUUUAGAGUCCCGUUCAAGUUGUGGAGUUUUUGAAGUGAGGAGCAACAUCAAAAUGGAGUGGCUCUUUGGUAAACGUAUUACUCCUGAAGAGAUGCUUAGGAAGAACCAGCGUGCACUAAACAAGGCCAUGAGAGAUCUUGAUCGAGAAAGAGCAAAAAUGGAACAGCAGGAGAAAAAAAUUAUCGCAGAUAUCAAGAAAAUGGCGAAAGAUGGACAAAUGGAUGCCGUUAAAAUCAUGGCAAAGGAUCUUGUUAGGACGAGACGUUACGUUAAAAAGUUUAUGCUGAUGAAAGCAAACAUCCAAGCAGUAUCCCUGAAAAUCCAGACCUUGAGAUCACAAAACACAAUGGCUCAGGCAAUGAAAGGUGUUACCAAGGCAAUGCAAAACAUGAACAAACAACUUAAUCUGCCACAGAUACAAAAAAUCUUGCUAGAGUUUGAAAAGCAGUCGGAAAUAAUGGACAUGAAAGAAGAAAUUAUGAAUGAUGCUAUCGACGACGCUAUGGAGGAUGAGGGGGAUGAGGAAGAGAGUGACGCGAUCGUUUCUCAAGUCUUGGAUGAACUUGGCCUCCAGCUUACUGACCAGCUGUCAGGUUUACCACAAGCAUCUGGAUCUCUAAGUGUAUCAGGAUCGAAGCAACCCGUCGCCACCGCAGCCGGAGCCAACGACGAUGGAGGAAACUUGACCGACGCCGACGCAGAUCUUCAAGCCCGUCUCGAAAAUUUACGCCGCGAGUAAAGUACGUAGUAAUAUUUUGUACUCUUGUAUAAAUACUGUAUAAAAAAAAAUAUUAUACUUGUGAUAAAUGAAUAGCAUAAGAUUAAUUAUUUUGUUAACAUUAUAUUACAAUGGUAUAACAGCUAAUGUGCACAUUCUCCGUAUGAUGUCUGCGCUUAGAAAUGCACGCCAUACCUUAAAGCUCAAUUGAGUGCGUUGGUAUGAAAAUAUCAGUGUAGAUUUUUCAAACUAACAAUUUUCAAGCACACUAAAAGUGUUUCAUUUAGCUGUUAAAACUACGAUGGAUCACUGAUAAAUGCAUAAAAAAUAUGUCCAGCUUAGCUUGAAAAGGUUUAUACCAAACCAAAUACUAUUAGUUCACUACACUUAUGAAUUUGCGUAAAAUCUUUUGCUGAGGUUUUAUAUCAAAUUGUUUUAUCGAAAUUGCGCCAGUUCGCAAUUUUUAACUGUUUAGCGAUUCGAUGAAUCUUAAAAAAAUAUAAAGUGUUGAUUGCUUUUGGUGAACUGCAAAAAUAUUGACUGCUGAAAAAUAAAAUUGAGUCUUGUUAAUUACAAAG
Messenger RNA from Copidosoma floridanum, 1379 nucleotides. It is a transcript of the gene Vps2, whose product is annotated as vacuolar protein sorting 2. The record is from RefSeq and is a predicted model, not a curated record. Gene Ontology annotation, biological process: vacuolar transport. NCBI's taxonomy places the organism in Eukaryota, Metazoa, Arthropoda, Insecta, Hymenoptera, Encyrtidae.